Adineta ricciae is the source of this 960-nucleotide messenger RNA. Lineage: Eukaryota; Metazoa; Rotifera; Eurotatoria; Adinetida; Adinetidae. The record is from the annotation of a GenBank genome assembly.
AUGUCUUCUUCUUAUGUGAUUUAUUUAAAUUCUUUAUCUCAAACAAUAUCAACCUACGGUAGUUUAGCAUUGUUUGUAUUGGGAAUUUUCGGUAAUUUUGUGAAUAUCAUUCUCUUUACUUUUCACCGUCAACUAAACAAAUUGCCAACAACUACAUUCCUUGUAGUUUCGUUUUUGGCAAGUCAAGUCAAUCUAUGCAUUGUAUCAAUACCUCAGCUACUAUCUCGAUUUGCUGGAAGUGAUCCAUUGACUAAAUAUCCAAUCUUGUGUAAACUACGAUGGUUUUUUGGACCCGUAACAGCAAUAGUAGGCCUACAUGGGUUUUGUUUAGCUAUUAUCAAUCAAUAUCUGUUAACAUCAAAACAUAUUCGUUAUCGUCAAUUGAUAACAAGAAAUCGAUCCUAUUUUAUUUGUCUAACGGUAAUAUUUUAUGCACUUGUAUUUCUGACUCCAAAUUUAUUCUAUUUUACACAUUGGAUUAAUUCAUCAAACAAAACAAUAUGUGACAUAAUCAAUCCAAUAGCUGCGAAUUAUAAUGUUUAUAUAGGUCUUGUUGUCUAUUGUUUUAUUCCGAUUCUUACUUUAUCAAUAUUUUCUCUGUUAAUGUGGUUAAACGUACGAAGAAUCCUAGUACGUCAACACGAGAUGGAACAGACAAUGACUCGCUUAUUAAUCGGUCAAAUUAUCAUGGUUUUAUUAACAACAGUUGCUUUUGUAAUCCAUCGGAUGUAUUUCCUGUAUACUAAGAAUCUUUCGAAAAGUUCUCUCCAACUGGCAGAAGAAAAUGUUAUUUCAGCUGUCGCUGUAUUGUUUAUUACAAGUACUCAUUGGAUGUCUUUUUAUGUUUAUGUCUUCACAUCAAAGACGUUUCGUCAUAACUUAUCUGACAUUAUCUUUAGACAGCAAGGUCAAAUUCGACCAGCAGUGGCUAAAACACGAACUCCCGCUCACAAAACAUAA